Penicillium mononematosum is the source of this 2973-nucleotide messenger RNA. RefSeq lists its product as uncharacterized. The coding region runs from base 1 to 2973 and encodes 990 amino acids. The transcript is spliced from 2 exons. Lineage: Eukaryota; Fungi; Ascomycota; Eurotiomycetes; Eurotiales; Aspergillaceae. The record is from RefSeq and is a predicted model, not a curated record.
AUGGAGAAGAUUAUCUACGAACACUCGAAGAAAGCUCCGAGCUCAAUAGCCGUGGAGGACGGAAACCUGUCUCUGAGCUAUCCUGAGUUACUUGCGGAAGCUUCUCACCUAGCCCGCACGCUUGGAGAUGUAGUCUCCGGUGAACUGAUUGGCAUUUUGCUUGGCCCUGGAAUCCAUCAAAUUGUUGCACAGUUAGCUGUGCGUCUCUCCGGUGGUACUUGUGUACCUAUCGAGCCAACACUUCCAAAGAGUCGCAUCAUCGCGCUUCUAGGUGAUAUUGGUGUUAGACGCGUAUUCGUUGACGAAGAAGACACUGCGUAUCUGCAUGAUCUUGAGGUCAUACAUGUGCAGCCAAUCUCAGGACGGAUCGCCCUCGAUUUAGUAUCAGAAGACUUUGAAAACCAGUCAGAGAUAAGCCAUGUUCUUUUCACCUCAGGGUCAACUGGGAAGCCCAAGCCAGUCCAAAUCCGUGCGGAGAGCAUCUUGCACAUGGCGACCAAGACUCCCGCAACACCCUUGCAAAGAGUUGAUAGAGUCACUGCGUUCAACAAUCCAGGAUUUGAUGUAAGUCUAUUCGAAAUGUGGGUCACACUCAUCUCCGGGGCCACGAUUGUGGUGAUGCCUCGAAAGACAGCCACUGAUCCCGGUGCCUUUGGGAGUGUCUUGAAGUCUCACAACGUGACCGUGACAUUCUUGACCGCUGCAUUCUUUCAAAUUAUUGCCUUCGCGGACCCGUCCGCGUUUUCUUCAUUGCGGCAUGUCUUCAAUGGAGGAGAUGUGGCCAAUGUGCGUGCUAUGAGGACUGUCCUGGAUAAUGGACCACCACAACACCUUUGGAACACAUAUGGCCCGACUGAGUGUACGACAUUAGCCACCAUGAUUGAAGUCUCGAUGGAAGAGGCAUCUCGAGAAAGAAUCAGUAUCGGUAGAGCAGUGGGUGAAACGGUACUCGUGCUAUUGGACGAGCACCAAGACCUCAUCCGUGAUAGCGGAACACGAGGCGAGGUCUAUAUUGGAGGACCACAGCAGUCCCUCGGAUACUUGAACUGGCCUAAUAAGACAAGCCAAAGCUUUGUUCAUCUAGAGAGGAGAAGGUUGGGCUUACAGGGGGAGGGAACUGUCCGUCUGUAUCGAACAGGUGACAUGGCUGAAUGGCGCGACGGCACCGACCUUCUGGAUUUCAUUGGACGCACUGACAAUCAGGUGAAACAUGGUGGGUUCCGAGUGGAGUUGGGCGAGAUUGAACGUGCUUUGCUUUCACAUAGAGACGUUCAGUCCGUUGUGAUAGUCCGCCAACCGCCGCUAUCUGAGAACGGAACGCAUGCACUUGUGGCCUUUGUGGUAGGCAGCGAGUCGUUUCAACCACAACAUUUACUUGAAUAUGCUAGGGAACUCCUCCCAGCAUAUAUGGUCCCCAAUGAUGUUGAACGUAUCGCUGAGUUUCCAUUGACGCCCAACGGAAAGGUGGACCGAAAUACGCUUAUUCAACUAAGGCUUGAGACUCUUCAAGGGAAGUCAUCAGUCCAUAGGGUCCAUAGUCAUACAUCUGGGGACAAAAGGGCAAUGCUUCAGGGUAUCUGGAGAGACUUGCUCAACGUGUCCAAGGUUCAUGAUGACGAUGACUUCUUUGUUAUUGGGGGCAGUUCACUACAAGCUGCAGCGCUCAUUUCUAUCAUUCAGAAGCGCCUUGGGACUCUGGUGUCAAUGGAAGACUUGCACAAGAAUUCCAGGCUCGAUAGACUACUGCGUCUUAUUGACACCACGGAUUGCGCCUAUGACAAUGCACCAGAUGAUGCAACGACCUGGAGGAAAGAUGUCGACCUCGUGGAUGAUAUCGAGCUCGUCCCUCAAUGGGAGGCUGACACAGAAGGACGUGUUUUUAUCACUGGCGCAACUGGCUUUGUGGGGGCUCACCUUCUACACCAUCUCAUGCAGAGACCUUCUGUGAAACGAAUUGCGUGUCUAGCACGUCACAAGAAAGGUCUCAAUGCAGCUACUCGAAUUCAACAGACCCUGGAACGGUACGGCCUAUGGCCUAGCGCAUUUGACCAGACUCAGAAGCUCUUGGUGCUGGAGGGCGAUCUGGCGGACCGCGGACUUGGCUUGGGGACUGAAGAGUUCACCUGGCUGGCGAACUGGGCCUCAUCGUACCGCGAGCAUUAUAUCAGCAAUGUGAAAGGGACAUGUAACGCUCUCCGGUUAGCUUCCGCUGGUCGUCGCAAAGCAUUCCACUACAUGUCCAGCAUCGACGCGUGGGGCCCAACUGGUGGUAUUCUUGGUACAAAAGAACUGUACGAGGACGAGCCGCUGCAGCGUCACAUUCAUUGUCUUCGAUAUGAUUUGGGGUACUCGCAGAGUCAAUGGACAGCCGAAGCCAUGGUACGCCGAAUGAGAGACCGGGGUUUGCCUAUUUCCAUAUACAGACCGGGAUUUAUUGUUGGUGAUAGCAAGACGGGGACCAAUAAUCCUGAUGAUUUCUUCUCCCGGCUUCUUGUAGGAUGUAUCCAGCUCGGGGCAUUCCCGAGAAUUGAUCAGCGGCUGGAAUACGUCACCGUUGACUAUGUUAUCGACUCUCUUAUGCACAUUGCAUCCGAUAACAAGAAUCUUGGCAAGUCCUAUAGCUUGCUUGCUCCAGAUGUGCGGCAAUCAGUCGAUGUAGAAGGAACCUGUGCUGUGCUCAAUGAGGCGGGAUACGAUGUCAAACUCGUAUCUUACGAGGAGUGGAUGGAACGAUUAUCAGAGAUGCCGGGAGACAGUCCUUUGGCGCCUUUGAUGCCAAUGUUCCAGGAGAAGGUGCUAGGUCGGCUGACGCGCUGGGAGGCAAGUCAGUACUCGCCGGUGUACCGCUGUGAUAACACGAUCGAGGCGUUGAAGGGCCGUCCUGAUAUUGAAUUUACCCCAUUCGACGUAGCGCUAUUGGAGAAGUCCAUCAGCUUCUGGAAUCGAAAGGGAUUCUACCAUGUCAGGAAAUAA